Messenger RNA from Sitodiplosis mosellana (orange wheat blossom midge), 5196 nucleotides. RefSeq names its product membrane-bound transcription factor site-1 protease (gene S1P). The coding region runs from base 886 to 4548 and encodes 1220 amino acids. Gene Ontology annotation, cellular component: Golgi apparatus. The transcript has 9 exons. The record is from RefSeq and is a predicted model, not a curated record. Gene Ontology annotation, biological process: proteolysis. NCBI's taxonomy places the organism in Eukaryota, Metazoa, Arthropoda, Insecta, Diptera, Cecidomyiidae. Gene Ontology annotation, molecular function: serine-type endopeptidase activity.
AACACAAAUCUGACGUGAUUAUGGCAAUGUACGAAUACAGUAGAGAGCUCUUCAUAAAGCAAUGUAGAAAAAGAGAGAGAGGGCGAAAGAGAGACAAAUAGAAUGAUGGCACACGGAACCAUUGGCAAUGAGAAAGAGAAAACAAUGAAAAUUGCUUACGCUUUAGUUUGUUGCGUGUGGUACAAUUUCAUUACAAUGCAACAAAAAUCAAAGCAUUCAAUUCCGAAGGAAGACUCUCUAGUUGUAAUUUUUUCUUUGUAAAUAAGGAAAUGUCAAGUGAAAAGUUCUACUUAAUCAAGACUAUUCAAAAAAUUUCUACUUAAUGACUACUUGAUUCGUGUUUUCGAUUUAGUUGAAGCGCAAUAUUUUUUUUCCAUAUUUCAAGUAUAUGCAGGCGAAAUCUUUUAAGCUAAUAACUCCAAAAUGUGAAGCCGAUUACAAAUAUAUGCAUCCAAGUACAUAAAGCAUAGAAAUUUAUUGUGACAAUGUAUCUUAUCGCUUAAUAUUUGUUCAAAAAUAUUGUACACAUCAAACUUAAAUCCGAACAACUAGCUGGUUAUGAAUCUGGUGUUUUGGAAUUUUGAUCGGAACGCGUACCUGUGUACGCAAAAUAAGUUCAGUACAAAUCAAAAGUGAUUUUCAAUUGUGCCUGUGUUGUCUCUAUGACUUCGAUAAAGAGAAGUAGAAAGGUGAAACGAAAGAAAAAAAUAUUGUUUGAGAUUAAUGAAUCAUUAAACAGUGUUAUUGAUUAAAAAGGAAGAAAGAAAAGGAGGUGAAACAACGAGAAAAAAUUAUCAUACUGAUUAAAAUAUCAAAAUAAUGAUGGCAUAUUGCGUUUAAAAUUAAUGGUAGCGCCCAUGUGUAAAAUCAAGUGCAAAGAAUACGAUGAACAUUUUCGGAAAAUAUGCUCGACAUAGAGUAAAUAUAAGAAUCAGAAUAUUGCUUUGGAGCUUUUUUAUUUUUGGUGCAUUGGCCUCGGAUGCAAUAUCAGAGAUAAAUCAGGGCGUUGGUAAUAAAACGGCCGACGAUGUUGCUGCUCAAAUCGGAUGCUGCAGAAAUUCGACAAAUCAUACGGACAAAAAUCAUCGAAUUGAAAUCGAAUAUAAAACGACCGUUGUUCAAAAUGAGUAUAUAGUACGAUUCAGGGAGUAUCUUCUACCGGAUGUACGUGAACAACAUAUAAAAAAUGCAUUGAAUAAUUCAACCGCCUUAAAGUGGCAAGUAAUUAAGCGACAAAAUCCAGCCAGUGAAUAUCCCAGUGAUUUUGAUGUGGUUAUGAUCGAUGAAAAUGCACCCUAUACGGCUAUUGAAACAUUACGAUCUCAUUCAUCGAUCAAAAGUAUAACGCCACAACGAAUGGUUCAUCGAACUCUCAAAUACAUUCCGAUUUCAAGUAACAAUAACAAAACGGCAAUUACAAACGAAGAACCAAAUGAUGGUUAUGAUUCCGAUCAUGCAUAUACAAACGAUAAUGUUGAAGAAGAUAAUAAUGUUGAUGAGGAUGAGGAUGAAGAAAAUGAGAAAUUAUUACUUGAGUUAUUGGAUAAAUUGAAUGGAAAUACAAUACACAAUGAAGAAACUAUUUCCGAUUCAGAAUGUGAGGGCACAAAUUGUCAAUUCAAACAUUUUCGCCGUGGACUUACAAGUGUACAACAUAUUGAACAAGAUCAACAGCAACCAAAUGAAAAUGCGUCUUCAUUCAAAUCCAAAGCAAAUAGGCACACUAAUCGACGUCUGCUACGGGCCGCCAUUCCACGUCAAUUGACGUCAAUGUUAAGAGCCGAUGGUUUGUGGAAUAUGCAAAUAACAGGCAAAGGGAUUCGAGUAGCUGUAUUCGAUACGGGAUUGGCUAGAAAUCAUCCUCACUUCAAACGUGUUAAGGAACGCACAAAUUGGACAAACGAGAAAACUUUGGAUGACGGUGUGAGCCACGGAACAUUUGUUGCCGGUGUGAUUGCGUCCAGCAAAGAUUGUCUUGGUUUUGCUCCAGAUGCUGAGCUUCACAUCUAUCGUGUUUUUACCAACAACCAAGUAUCAUAUACGUCAUGGUUUUUAGAUGCAUUUAACUAUGCCAUUCUUCGGAAGAUUCACGUUUUAAAUUUAAGCAUUGGGGGACCAGACUUUCUCGAUCACCCAUUCGUUGACAAAGUGCUUGAGCUAACCGCGAAUAAAGUGAUUAUGGUUUCUGCAAUUGGAAACGAUGGUCCGUUGUAUGGAACACUCAACAAUCCUGGUGAUCAGAGUGAUGUUAUAGGCGUCGGCGGAAUGAAUUUUGAUGAAAAUAUCGCAAAAUUCAGUUCAAGAGGCAUGACGACGUGGGAAUUACCGUAUGGCUAUGGACGAUUGAAACCAGACAUUGUGACUUAUGGUAGUCAAGUGAAGGGAAGCAACGUUAAAAGUGGAUGUCGAUCAUUAUCUGGUACAUCUGUAGCUUCGCCAGUAGUGGCCGGUGCUGUUACUCUUUUAGCUAGCGGUGUGAUCGAUAAACUAGACUUAGUGAAUCCGUCUUCGAUGAAGCAGGCAUUGAUCGAGGGUGCAACACGUUUACAUGACAAUAAUAUGUUCGAACAGGGCUAUGGAAAGCUGAACAUAUUGAGGAGCAUGAAAAUUUUGUCUGAAUAUAUACCAAAAGUGACAUUGAGUCCACCGUAUUUAGAUUUCACGGAAGACUACAUGUGGCCGUAUAAUACACAGUCUUUAUUCUAUACCAGUGUUCCCACCAUUGUCAAUGUUACGAUACUGAAUGGAAUGGGCGUUACGGGACGUGUAAUCAAUAAACCGACAUGGCAUCCAUACAUUCUGCAAAAUGGAAAUUUGUUAAACGUUUCCAUCACCUAUUCAGAAGUUUUAUGGCCAUGGUCUGGCUGGUUGGGUGUGAGAAUUGCUGUUAAUGAAGCGGGUGAAAAGUUUGAAGGCAUGGCUCAUGGUCAUAUUACGCUGACAGUUCAAAGUCCUAGUUCAAAUGAUAACGAGACUCGAAAUAGUACCGUCAGCUUUUAUAUUCGCGUGAAGAUAAUACCAAGACCACCGCGUCAAAAAAGAAUUUUGUGGGAUCAGUAUCAUAGUCUUCGAUAUCCACCGGGCUAUUUACCUCGAGAUAAUUUGAAAAUGAAAUCAGAUCCACUCGACUGGCGAGCUGAUCACAUUCACACAAAUUUCAGAGACAUGUACACACAUUUACGAAAUGCUGGCUAUUAUGUUGAAGUAUUGGGUGAGCCAUUCACAUGUUUCAAUGCUACAAAUUAUGGCACUUUGUUGAUUGUUGAUCCGGAGGAGGAAUAUUUCAAUAGCGAAAUCAAAAAAUUGAAAACCGAUAUAUUAGACUGGAAUUUAAGUGUGAUUGUAUUCGCCGAUUGGUACAAUGCUAGCGUUAUUCGAAAAAUUAAAUUUUAUGAUGAAAACACACGUCAAUGGUGGAUGCCAGAUACGGGUGGAGCAAAUAUUCCUGCUUUAAACGAACUACUCAAUGAUUUCGGCAUUGCGUUUGGUGACGAAGUUUGCGAAGGGUACUUCAAUAUGGGCGAUCAUGGCAUGUAUUAUGCGAGCGGCUCGUCCUUAAUUCAAUUUCCACAAAACCCACAAUCAAUUGUCAUUGAACGUGAUCUACAUGAUCAGGGGAUCGAGAUAUUGAAUGGUGAAGUGCAAAAAACUAAGCGACCAAAACCAAUUUUGGGCUUGCUACAAACAACGAAAUCUUUGGUACAACAAAAAAUGGAAAAUAAUGUGGAAUUUAAUGACGUCGAAAACCAGAAUUUAUUUGAAACAAUGGAACAAACGAUAAACGAAGAUACGAAUGCCGCUUUCAAUCAUGUGGUUGAUGAAAAUCCCAUUAUAAAUAAGCGAAUUUUGUUGAAAGUUAAUUACGACCAAUCCAACAAUAUUGAGACAGAAUUUAAAGACGAUGGGAAGCAAAUGUUGAACGAAAUGAAAUCUAAGGAAACACAUAAUGCACCAAACGAAAAUGUCGUUUAUGAUAAAAUGAAAGUGAUAAAACAAUAUUCAGCAACAGCUGCUUUUUCCAAUGGUGAAAAUAGUCAGAAUCAGGGUUCAGAUUAUAAACAACAUUCAAGAGAAGGUCGCAUUGUAGUGUAUGGUGAUUCAAAUUGUCUCGAUUCGACACAUAUCGAAAAGCCUUGCUUUUGGUUGCUGGACGCAUUGCUCGAGUACACGAUGACAUCACAUAUUUCAACAGUUCUUAAAGACCUCGAUCGCUCACCAAACAUUCGAUUCACUCCAAAUUUGAUAAGCAUGCCUAAAAGGUUACCGAACAACAAUUUACAUUUGUAUUCAAAAGUGUUGCAGCUAGCAGCAACCAAUGAUGUGCUAAGUAGCGGUGCUGUAAAUGAUGGCCUGACAAAAUCAAAUACUCAAAUCAAACGGCCAAUCCCAAAGUGUAAUCGUUUACAUUGGGAAACGCCGAUUUUUUUGAAUAUUAGCACACCGACUGAUUUCCACUUGCUAAAAGAUGACUUGGAUGGUGAUGCUCAAGCAGCUGAGUCAAACCUACGACGAAAAUUGGAGAGUCAAAAAGGUGAGCCGGAAACAUGAUUCUUGACGAUAUCGAUCUACCAAUGAAGAGCUGGCGUAACAAAAAUCCAUCAGGUGACAUAGCAAUGUCAUUAAAUAUCGAUCAGAGUGGUGACAAAAUGAAGGUAUUCAAGAAAAGCGAUGCCGAUGUCCUCAGGGAAUCAUCAGAUAUUCAUCAUUCACCGUUUCAGCUGCCAAAAUUAACGAAUUCGAUUCAAAUGAAGGAGGAAUCUUUCAGUUUGUCUAUGUAUCUAUUACUGAUUUUAACCUUGAUUGUUAUCAUCCUAUUUUUAAACUGUUAUCGUAAGAGUAGAAACACAAUUCGAACGAGACGAAAAUGUUUUCCAUUCAAUAAGUUGAGCUUUUAAAUUUUUAUAUGUUUGACUCGGUUUUUUCAAAACUAUUCAAUAAUGUAUAUCGAUGAUUUGAUUCAAGCGCAUUGUGCAUAUUGAAUUUAUUUAUUUAAACAAAAUAAAAGAAAUACGAUAAAUAACUUUUUUGGGCAUUUUGCUGAAACAAUAUAUUUUUUCAACUUUUUAUUUGUAAAAAAACAUUGAAAAUGUUCAACUAUUAAAACUUUUUGCGUUUUCACAUUUCAAUUCUGUAAAUAUGCAUAGGUUCAUCCAAGCUAGGCUAGAAAGUUUUGUAAAUAAAGUAAAAAUCUGAAAA